GCAAGCACAGAAUGUCAGGAAGUGCCUGUUGCUGGGGCUCCGCCUGCCCGACACCCCCUCUCUGUUCACCUGGGAGCUGGGUGAACCCAGGCUAUACCUGUCUGCUGAGCCCAGGGUGUUGUAGCAGGAUCCUGGCAUGCCCUUCCCCCCGAGUGGGCCUGCCCUGUGGCGCUCAGAGGAGCCGCAGCGGCUGUGGGCCUGGAACGACCAGGCCCAGGACGCCAGGGCAGGGGGGCAGCCUCGCCCCAAAGGUUCCGGGCGUGGGGAGGCUGAGACUCGGGAGUGCAUCUACUACAACGCCAACUGGGAGUUAGAGCGCACCAACCAGAGCGGCCUGGAGCGCUGCGAGGGCGAGCAGGACAAGCGGCUGCACUGCUACGCCUCCUGGCGCAACAGCUCGGGCACUAUCGAACUCGUGAAGAAGGGCUGCUGGCUGGAUGACUUCAAUUGCUACGACAGGCAGGAGUGUGUGGCCACUGAGGAGAACCCCCAGGUGUACUUCUGCUGCUGUGAAGGCAACUUCUGCAACGAGCGCUUCACCCACUUGCCGGAGCCUGGGGGCCCAGAAGUCACGUACGAGCCACCCCCGACAGCCCCCACCCUGCUCACGGUACUGGCCUACUCGCUGCUGCCCAUUGGGGGCCUCUCCCUCAUUGUCCUGCUGGCCUUCUGGAUGUAUCGGCAUCGCAAGCCUCCCUACGGCCACGUGGACGUCCAUGAGUCCUUGCUUUCCCAGGACCCCGGACCUCCACCCCCUUCCCCUCUGGUGGGCCUGAAGCCACUGCAGCUGCUGGAGGUCAAGGCUCGGGGUCGCUUUGGCUGCGUUUGGAAGGCUCAGCUCAUGAAUGACUUUGUGGCUGUAAAGAUCUUCCCACUCCAGGACAAGCAGUCGUGGCAGAGCGAACGGGAGAUCUUCAGCACGCCAGGCAUGAAGCACGAGAACCUGUUGCAGUUCAUUGCUGCCGAGAAGCGAGGCUCCAACCUGGAGGUGGAGCUGUGGCUCAUCACAGCCUUCCACGACAAGGGCUCCCUCACGGAUUACCUCAAGGGGAACAUCAUCACCUGGAACGAACUGUGUCAUGUGGCAGAGACAAUGUCACGAGGCCUCUCGUACCUGCACGAGGAUGUGCCCUGGUGCCGUGGCGAGGGCCACAAGCCUUCUAUUGCCCACAGGGACUUCAAAAGCAAGAAUGUCCUGCUGAAGAGUGACCUCACUGCUGUGCUGGCAGACUUUGGCCUGGCUGUUCGGUUUGAGCCGGGGAAGCCCCCAGGGGACACCCAUGGGCAGGUUGGCACGAGACGGUACAUGGCCCCUGAGGUGCUGGAGGGAGCCAUCAACUUCCAGAGAGACGCGUUCCUGCGCAUCGACAUGUACGCUAUGGGGCUGGUGCUCUGGGAGCUUGUUUCUCGUUGCAAGGCUGCAGACGGGCCUGUCGAUGAGUACAUGCUGCCCUUUGAGGAGGAGAUUGGCCAGCACCCUUCGCUGGAAGAACUGCAGGAGGUGGUUGUCCACAAGAAGAUGCGGCCCACCAUUAAGGAUCACUGGCUGAAGCAUCCGGGCCUGGCCCAGCUCUGUGUGACCAUUGAGGAGUGCUGGGACCAUGAUGCAGAGGCUCGCCUUUCUGCGGGCUGCGUAGAAGAGCGGGUGUCUCUCAUCAGGAGGUCGGUCAACGGCACUACCUCGGACUGUCUAGUCUCUCUGGUGACCUCCGUCACCAAUGUGGACCUGCCCCCUAAAGAGUCCAGCAUCUAAGCCUAGGAUACGAGUGUCUCUCCAGACUCAGUGGAUCUGAAGAAAAAAGGAAAAAAGUUGUGUUUUGUUUUGGAAAUCCCAUAUAACCAACAAACACAUAAAAUGCAGCUGCUAUUUUACCUUGACUUUUAUUAUUAUUAUAAUUAUUAUUAAUAAUAUUAUUUUUGGAUUGGAUCAGUUUUUACCAGCAUCUUGUUCUACUGUAUUGCAAACAGCGGACACGUCAGCAGGCGUUGAGGUGCUGAGCUGUGAAUGCAGAACCAGCGCCGUGCUGAAGAGCCUCAGCCACCUCCUGUCCUUCGGGAUUUGUCUCCCCCAGCGUUCUCUGUGUCGUCUCAGCAUCUGUAACACAAAGAAACCCCUCUCCUGUCCUAGGAAACUCAAUGCUGCAAUCUCUACUAGAGGAACCUUUGAAGACUGUUACAUGAACAUACCCUUGCUCAGAAGAGGGGUCCCCCACCCCCUUAUUUUGUGUUUCUCCCUUUUCAGGCAGUGAGCUUAAGAAAUGGCAGAUGUGUCUCCAUGAAUCUGAUGGGUGUCAUCCUGACCCAGCAGAGGGGAACUGAGAUGAGGAGGGUGGUUUAGUCCGAAGUUGGGAGGGAGGAUGUUUCUGGGGCGGGUUGGGAGCAGAGCUACACUGGACUUGGGCACAUUUGGAGCAACACCCUUGGCUGUGGAGGCUGUUUUCUCAGGUAACAAGGGAUCGAGGGCAAGGUCCUUUUGGGGGCCGAGCAGUAAUAAUAGCAAGCACAGGCAGGGUCUGGGGAACGUCCAGGAGCGGGGCCAGGCUGCCCCACCUGCCCGUUUUCUUCACACUAACUUGGGCUUGCCCACAGGAGGAAAUACUACCUUGCUGGCGUCUUAAGACUAGGUGGGGGCAUUACAGCUUAGUGGACAUUCUUCAUUAGACAAGAUGGAUGCUGUGGAUCUUUUUCAUGGAGGAGAUACUGAACUGCAGUUUCCUGUUGGCAGUUUGGGGAGAUGCCUGUGGCGCCCACUGCACGGGGUGAGUGGCCCAGAGGAUCCCUGGGUGGGAGCCUUGCUGGCCUACAGCUCUGGCUUGGCCCCAUGCAGAGGCAUUAUUGGCUCCUGUCUGAGGCUCCUGGACACAGCUUUCUCUGGACCCUUUAAAGCGGUGCAUGGUGCAUAUUCUAAAACUGUUUUCUCUUACGCCAUAACCUUGCUCCAGGCGGUGAAUGUUCCUAAUGCUGCUGUUUCGACAUUGGAAUUUUUUUUUUAUUUAUGAAACAUGCUAAAUUUUUUUUUUCAGACAGAACACAGACAUCCACAUAUAUAUACAUCCUUUGCUGUGUGGCUUCCGAGGUUUAAAUUUUAAAAUGUAAAGGAAGUAACUUCACGACCACAGACCACCUCAAACCAGAAAUACCUCAGAAUUUUCUACUUGUGUACGUUUUAUUAAUUAUAUAUUUUGUUAGUUGUGUUGUCUUGUAGGAAGUAUAUUUUAAUGUAAGUUGGCUUUUAUGACAAGGAAGUUUAAAAGAAAUAGAGAAGAAGAAAAAAAAGCUUGUGUCUUCUCGCCAGCACUACCAAUCUGUUUGCUAGAAGCUCCCUGUAAAUAGCAGUCGUCAGCUGUAGGUCGGCUGAGCCGUCUGGGCGUGCGUCCCGCUGGCUUAGACCGGAUUUAAACAGCACAUCUCUGUCUUGAGGGUAGGCCACUUCCUCCCGGGUUGCUUAGAGGGCCAGGUAUUGAUCCUUAAGUCCCCUGGGUAGUAUUCAGGAUGACACCCCUGCUUUAACUCGGCAGAACCACAGCCCUCAGGCCCGUGUGAGGUAGCACAGGAGAGUUAAUUCCUUCUGCAUGCCUGUGACUAUGCUGUGAAGUCUGGGGGGGCACAGCUCCCAGCUGGGCUGCUCCCCUCAGCAUGAGGUGCGUGGUGCCCAGGGCAGCCUGGGCUUCUUCUUUUCUGUGGGUGUUUGUACAGGGUGCUGAGGAAGGCCAGAUGACUUCCCUCUCAGACCUUGGUCUUCGUUUCUGUGGAUCACUGUGGGCUGGCCAGGUAGUUAGGGGGGCAUGGACUUUGUGUGAGCUAUGUGUGACCCCUCCUCCCCCGCCUGAUUUUGUGCUUUGGGAUUUCCUUCUCUCAGAAUACCUUUUUCCUAGCGAAACAGGUCUUACAGCAGUUGCUUUUCCUUUCCACCUAUUUCUUUAAGAAGCUUUAACUAUUUAUUGAAAGUGCCAUAUCUGCUUUCUUUAGCUUUCUCCUCAGGCAGUGGAGAGCUCUACUCUUGACCCUUAACAAACAAACCACUAAGCAAUGUAGAUCCUUCGCUGCGGGAGUAACCCCGUCACCAGUCACACACUGUGCCAAACACUAAACCCAGAUCCCCGUGUGCUCUUGUGACCCUGGGUGUUUUUCUCUCGUGUGCUGGCUUGGUUUUGUCAUAAGCAUCUUGGCCUGGCUGAGCUCUGGUGUGGAACAUCCCAGUCAGGGCAGGCCUGAUACCUUUUCUGGGGGUGGCUUCCCACUUUGCUGACCCUGUGUCCAGCCACAACAGUGUCCUCGUCAGGCCUUUGCACCAGAAUGGAGUGUCACGAGGGGGUACCUGUUAGGUAUGGCCUGGACAAGGGAGAGUCAGGGUGGUGGUGUCUGUGAGUAGGGGCUGGAGACCACCUUUGGGUAACACGCCCAGUUGCUCAUGGCUGGGAGCUAGGUCAUUUUCCAGGGUGGUCCUUGUUUCUCUCUCUCUCUCUCUCUCUCCCUCUCUCUCUCUCUCUCUCUCUCUCUCUCUCUCUCUCUCUCUCUCUCCAUCUCUCUCACAGAUUUUAUGCCACUUUCCUUCGAGUCCCCUGUCCCUAAGCUUCUGGAAGACAGCGGAGGUCCCCGUGUGUUCAGAGGGAUGAGAUCAGUCAGGAGAGAACCAGCUAGAGAGUUUCUUUUCCCUUCACUGCAUGUUGUGGUCCAGAUAGGCUCCCGUGGCUGUGGGCUUUGGCAGAGAAUGUUCUGGUUGAAAAUCCCUGUGAUAACAGGCAGUCAUCCGUUGCCAGAGACUUCUGUGGCUGUGUCAGAGGAGGACAAAGCAAAUGAAGGCAGGGCUGCCAUGUCGUGGGGUUCUGCAGAAGACGGCAAGGAAGACCAUAGACAGCCGUUAGCGUAGACAGCCGUCAGCGUCUGGGCUAACAUGGGCUGGCCUGGUGCCCCCAACACUAGAUGCAAGGGGACGUGCUGGCCCUUCUGCUCAGACCUCCACAGCAAAGGGCAGAGCUACUUCUCAUCACGAGGCUACCGUGCUUGCUGGGUGCAGCUGGGCCAGCCUUCCUGACAAGGCUUGGUACUUCAAGCAUAGUGUAUGAUCCUGCCACCCUACUCUGUCCUCCCUUCCUGCCUGGACAACACCCGUGACCCUCUCUUUCUUGCUACUCUGUCCUAGGCCUUGGGCUUUAUGAAGGAAUUUUCUUGGUGGCCAGCCUACAUCUAUUUAAUGUUUGCCAUGCGUUUUGGCUCAGAAAGCCUGACAUGUGGUGGUUCCUAUGCUUAGCCGCUUAGGCAAAGAAGUGACUGUUCCACCCAGGGCCAGAGGACUGGCUGGCUCUCUCACUCUCACAGAGUUUACAUUUUUAGUGUGAAGUUCCUGGUGUAUACUGCUGGGUAGGAGGAUGUCUUGUUUUUCCUAAAUAAUUAAUACAGCAAAAGCUCACUGUACUAUAGUUGAAUUCCUGCCACUGUUCUCAAGAAUGUGACUCGUUAGAUGUGUCCCCGGAUCGGAGGGCAGUUUCAUCCAGCUUGAGCCUCAGCAUCGCCUGUUUCAUCCUUUCGGACUUGGUGACGCGUCUGGAGAGGUGAUCCAGCCUGGCCCACAUUUCAGGGGUAGCAGGCGACACCUUUCCCGGAAGUGUUGUGUGCCGUUCAACCAUCCUUCUACUACUGGGGAAACGGCCAGAAAGGGUGACGACAAGGUGUCCCUUUCCUCUCAGCUUGGGUGACGUGACCUCCCCUUCAUUACUGGCUUUGUAAAGGCGAAAUUGAGACGUAGUCAGCAGCUGGCUAGUUUGGCCUGGUGUUGAGCUUAAAUCCCAGCUAACAUUGUUUUAGGUAAGUAGGCCGAGUAGUUCAGUCCUUUACAGUUUAGAUGCUAAACUUUCCAUGCAUCCAGGAUUUAAUGCGUAGUUCUUUAUGUGUGCUUCUGGGUAGCUCUGUAGCCAGCAAUCCUACUGGGAAUGUACCCCAGACCUCUGGGAGGGUUAGGGAAGUGUUUUGGGAUAAUGAUUUAGUUUUAUAGAACAUUAAAUUAAGUUUAAAACACUUCCUUGGGAAUCAAUUAGUUGAUUCCAACACAUUUUAAAAAAUUAGCUCAAUCAAUAAAUCAGCCCAAGUUCUUUGGCGGGCUAUUGGGAUAUUGCUAUUUGGAGUUCUUUGCGAUUACUAUAAAUUACUGUUGGGCUGACAAUUUGAACUGAGAUCGGGAACGCCUACAUCUUUUUUUCUAAACCAAGUUUAGCAUUUUCAUGCUGGCGUCUUCCAGGUGUGAAGGAAGGAAGACUUUGCACUUGCGGUGCUAUGCCUGUCUCCUUAGUGCCCAGGCCAACCAGCGCCACUUCCCCAUCCACAGAAACACCUCGUUUCCCUCGAGAAUUAAAGCGCCAGUGUGGGGUAAUGGGCUCUGCACAGUCUCUCGUUCUUCUCCAGGCUUCCGUCCGUGGCCUGGCUAGGCUGAGUUAGCGUCGGCUGCCGUCGGAACAGAGUUUACAGUUAGGAGACGAGCGACCCCAUUAGUUUUUUGGUGGGGAGGGGCAAGCAAAGGUGGGUUUUUUGUGAGUGAACAAAUACUGCCUCGAGUUCUGGGGCACCCACCCUUGUCGCACGGGCCCCUUCCCUGACUCCGCACCACUCUGCAUCAGUGUUGUUAGAUAGUGUUGUAAAUAAGAGUAGUUCUAUUAAGAGACGUCACUUGAAGUUUUCCUUUAUGAAGUCCGUAGCUCCACCCACCUAUUUAGUUCUGUCACGUGACAGUCGCCUCCACACAGUGUGGAGAUUGUUUUGUAAUACAGAUUAUUUUUAUAAACUAGUGAGUCGGGGUGAGAACGCUUCUGUAAUCCAAGCCGAUGAGCUUUACUUUCAGGAUCGUGCGCACACUGGAAUACGAGGGCUGGAGCUUAGCGCUUAAAUGGAUUCCUGAAUACCCUGGCAGCCCGGAGUCCCCGUGGCCCAAGCUCCACUCACAGGGCAGUGAGGUCUCAGUCCUGCUCCCUGCCUGUGGAGGGGACAGUGGCCAGGCGAAGGGAGGAGCUUGUAGUGGGUUUGAUUUAUGCUGAACAAGGGGUUCUGAGGUUGAAACUUUGUUCCUUUCGUAGAAGGUAGUCACGUGACUGGGUUUGGGUCUGCUCCUUACAUAGAAGGUACUCACCUGACUGGGUUUGGAAGCAGUAGCACAGAGCUGUGAGGGACGCAUCUAGAGAAAGAUUUGGGCCAUAGAAAACAUUCAAAUGGGAUUUGGUGGCCUGAGAUCACUAACCAGAACCAUCUAGGACCAUACUGAGUAAUUCUUUGGAAACCGUGGGACUCAUGGAUUUAAUGAAAGAAUUAAGUGGAGGGUUCCCAGGCACAGUUUUUCUCUUUUGAUCAGGGCUGCUUUCUGCUCUAUUGUGAAGCAGGAACCAACAGAGGAAGCUCAGUACCCCAGUCUCAGAGCGGGGUGUCUUUCAGAUGCCCACAGAGGGUUUCUGGCAAGGCUUAGGCAGCCUUCAUCUCAACUUUUGAUUUUGGGGAGAGAGUGGGUGGGACUUUGCAUAGGGACGGGGGAGGUGGAUAAUUCAGCUAAAUCAUGGCCCGUGGCCAGUCCUGAGGUCCAACCGAAGACUUCUUCCCCACACCCUGCCUGCUGGCUACAGCCUGCUGCCCUAGAGAACACUGGAUGGGUGCUCCUGCUAAGAGAGCCUUAGUGUGUUGUUUCAAGCCAGCCGUGGUCUCUGUUCAUCCUGGUUGGUUUAGAAUGUUGUUUUACAUGUUAUCUAUCCCCUUUCUGCUGGGGACACUUAUUCCCAGCUCUAGCUGCAUUCUGGAAGCCAGCUCCCCUGCUUCUGUUCCCCAUAAAAGACUUCUGUGCUCUCCAGCCGCCUGUCUCGGAAUGUAAUUCUGUUGUGCCUUGGUUUGUCACUAACCCCCCAAAAGCAACUGCAGUAAGCUUUCUCUACUUGUCUCUCUAGCCCCCGCCCCUUCCCAGCCUUCCUUUCUAGCCCUAAUUUCUGGAUGCACUUGUGUGAUCCGGGUACUUUAAGAACCGGUUACCUCAGACCUCAUGUUGAACGGUGUCACCGCCUGAGCUCUCUUGAUGACUGCCGACUCUUACCACACGUGCAGGAGGCCCACUGAGUGUGGCACUGCCUCGUUUUAAAUAAAACUCUUCCCAAAUGGACCCGGGGGCUCCUGGCAAGCCUGGCCUGGCGCUGCGGUGGGACUGGUUGGGCGUGUCAUCCGAACGGUGCUUCCUGUGUCCUGUGCAUUCUGCCGUGUUCAGUAUUCUCAUGUGUCUGAAUAGGCAAAGCAACCUAACUGGCUGGUCUCACACGCAAAUGAGCUCCAAAGAUGAGCUCUUUGUAAUGCCCGCAUUUCCAGUCACCAGAGCUCAGACCUAGAACAUUCCGUCAAACAGCAGGGUAGAAGCCCCACCCCCACCCCUGUCCACUGCCACAGUGCGUUCUGGGAAGAUGUCUGUAGUGUACGUUGCUGUGGAAUUAGGCCUUGUGGGAUAUGGCUGCUUGUCAUUUUGAUGUAUUUUAAAUAAAUAUAUAUAUAUAUUUUUUAAAGAGCCUUUUUUACCAGUUCAAAAAGCUUAAUUAACCAGCUGUCAUCACAUCUGAAUUUUUGUCUCUGGGGCACAGGCGGCAGGGUGAGAAUAAAAGUAGUAACUCAGCCAUGAGUUGCCUGCCCUGGGCCGCCCUGCUGUCCCGCUGACCAUGGGACACUAGGGUCAGCGUGUACCUGGUGGGUUUCAACUCAGCCCUCCGGGUGUCUGGUGUCUGCCCUGCUUAGCGGACUGCUGACCUCAGUCCUUGCAAGUGCUUUAGCCCUAGUGGGGUUUUCCCAGAGCACUGCCACGAGUGAAGUGUAUGAGUUUAGCCAAAUAAUUUCUCCAUAAGGGAAAAGUGUGACGGAGACCAGAGUAGGAAACACAAGUUGUCAGAGGCCGCCUGGGAGCAAGCAGUUGUCACGUGGGCAGGAGACCUCAUUUGAAAUGCUAGGCCCACCAAGAGCGUAAUUAUUAAAAUGCCAGCGGCUUGCUUUCCCUCACUUUUCUUUUCCAGAAUUCUAUAAAAAUGCAAAGACAAUUGGGCGGUACUUGAGAACUGAAGGCGAGGGUUACUGCAGAUUAGAACAGACUUGGAGAUUUCAGUGCCAUGACACAAAUCCACACGAUGCCAUUUUUCCACUGUACGAGAGAAUCUGAUUAUGAGCGCGACACGGUCCCCACGGUGAUGUUAGAGCCACAUUUUCACCUGCUGCUCUUCUUCCACAUCUGCCCUUGAAUCUGUCUCAGUGUUGUGCAAACUCACCUUGCGUCGAGUUUGAUGUCCAUUCCCAUGGAGAAGAGCAUUUGGCACGUGACAGACAGUGAGUUGGAAGUACAGCAGAGCAUCGAAUUUCACAGGGGCAGUUUCGGAACCAACAGAAAAUGUCACUUUUUAUUUACCAUCUUAUAUAUCAGUUUUACCAGCUACUUCUAGAUUUGUACAUUAUUUGGAAGAAAAAAAAACUUAAGACUUGUCUAACUUAGUGGAGAGUGUGUGUGCUGCCCUUAGGAUGGUAGCUAAGUCUCACUGAGCUGUGUUAUCUAACUUGUAUAUAUGAAUUGUAAUUAAAAGUUUGGAUUCAUCUGUUUCUUACAGUUUAAAAUGACGAGUCAUUGCAAAGUCUGGAAGUGUGACUAGUCUGUGAUUUCAGGCUGUAGACGUGAGGAAGCUCUCUCAAGUACUGAAACUAAAAACUUCUAGUUUGGGGCUCCAAUUCGAUUGAGUACUGUUUGUUUGCCAGAAUAUGUGGGGUGUAAAUGUAGUGGGACACUUUCCACCCUUGUAGCUAUAAAACAGACAUUUUGUAGAUCAGAAAAUAGCUUGUACUACUGAAUUAACAAAAGUUAUACUAAAGUAUCAUGUCUUAAAAAAAAUAUAUAUAUACAUAUAUAUAUAUAUGCAGAGUUAAGCUUGUUGCUGUUACCCUGUCUGGAUUUGAAAAGUGUGCUGAUUUAUAUAUAUCUAUAUAUAUUACACACACACACACACACACACACACACACACACACCAAUAAUGGCCUGAAGCAGACAUCCAUGUAACUACAGUUGCAAAAUGCAAACAUUUUGGAAAGAACAUUGUAUCAUAGUUCAUUCAUUUGCAGUGAAUCUUUGCUCCUUUUUCCUGUGGUAAUUUUAGAAAUGAGUGUCAAGUUUGAAAUUAGAUCUGCUAAGUUGGGGUUUUGCUGCUUGAAUUCUGCACUGGGUCCUCAAACAAACCGAUGUGAAUGUAGUUUUUCCCCCUGUGUGAAGGAGCAGCCACACCCCCCAACAGAAUAGGAGGAAAAAUCUAGAACUAUUUCAAGUUUUAUCUUUUUGUAUAUGAAAAUAAAUAAUAAUAAAUAAGUAA
This is a messenger RNA of Myodes glareolus (Bank vole), 10347 nucleotides long. It is a transcript of the gene Acvr2b, whose product is annotated as activin A receptor type 2B. The record is from RefSeq and is a predicted model, not a curated record. Gene Ontology annotation, biological process: protein phosphorylation; cellular response to growth factor stimulus; activin receptor signaling pathway. Gene Ontology annotation, cellular component: activin receptor complex; plasma membrane. Gene Ontology annotation, molecular function: activin receptor activity; activin binding; ATP binding. NCBI's taxonomy places the organism in Eukaryota, Metazoa, Chordata, Mammalia, Rodentia, Cricetidae.